Messenger RNA from Tremella mesenterica DSM 1558, 1266 nucleotides. RefSeq lists its product as uncharacterized. The transcript has a single exon. NCBI's taxonomy places the organism in Eukaryota, Fungi, Basidiomycota, Tremellomycetes, Tremellales, Tremellaceae. The record is from RefSeq and is a predicted model, not a curated record. Bases 1 to 1266 code for a protein of 421 amino acids.
AUGUCACACCCUGCAGAUUAUCGUAACCCUCAAAUAUCCUCCCCUCUCAGUUCUGCCGUUUCCAUAUCCGCCAUGUCCGAGAGUGAAUGGUCUACACUGGAAGAUCUCAAUGACCGUCCUUCGUCGUCCAAGCAGCACAGCCUACCCACUUCUACUACUCCUCCUGUCUCUCAAAUUGAAAAAUCCUCAAAUAAAUCUCUCCAAAUUAUCGCUCUACAACAAGGAGUCUUAUCUCUCUAUGAAGGUCUCAACUCUAUCCUAUCAGCCAACGGUUUAUCUUUAUCCACUUUAGCCUCUUCUUCCAACUCCUUCACUCCUUCAAAUGACCCGACUCCUUCACUCACAUCUCCUCAACCCUCAAACAACCUAUCCAAACACCUACUCAAUGACAAGAUCCGAGAGAAAUCCGCGGACUGGUUGUUACAUACCAACACCAUACUCAACAGUCAUAUUGAGCGUCUACAACAAAAAUUAGAAGCUUCCCGUACCGCCCAUUUAACGACCAUUCGUCAAUUAAGAGAAGAACGUCUUCGUAAAACACCCCGACAUGGUGGAAUGAAUAUAAAUAGAGUAGCACGUCUAGCGGCUAGGUUAGCAAGUGAAGAAAUGAGUGCUAUGGAAGUAGCUACGGAAUUAUUAGAUGAAGUUGAUCGUGCUGAAAAUUGGAACGCUCAACAACAAUCUUCUUCUACAUCUUUAUCUAAAAUUGAAACAUCUUCUCAAUCUCAACCUGAACCUUCCUUCUUUGCACCCUCCCCCUCUGUAUCAAGUCAAGUGAAAACGGGUAUCAGUCCGAUGAUCGAAACUUUUGUUCCUAGGAGUGUUAAGAAAUCAAAGAAACAAAAACGAUUAGAGAAAUCGAAGAUGUACGUUCCCGGUGUUCUCAGUGGGAUAAGGAAACCAGAUGAGAAAACGGUGAAAGAAACGGAACAGGAGAAACAAGAGAAGGAAGAUAUGAAGUUGAUAUUGAAUCUGGAAGAAAGACAAAGAGGUAUAUCGACGGAUAAUGAUGGGAUGGGUUUAGGGGAACCUCCGACGGAAAGGUUGAUGAAUCUUGAAGGGGUUAUGGAUGUUGCUUUGGGUAGAAUCGGGAGUUUAGAAUUGCAACUUGGGGAAAUAAGGAGUAAGGUGGAAUUGGAGGGUGGAGAAACGCCAAGAAUAGGAUCGACGGAUGUUACGAUGGAUGAUGAGGAUAUUUCUUUGGUUGACUCAGAUAACGAGGGAGAUGUAGAAGGGGAUUUGGUAGAUGUCUCGAGCAAAAUUUGA